AUGCGGUGCGGUUGUGCGCGGGCGUUGCCAGCCACGGGUCUACCGUGCGUCGAGGUGAUGAUGAGUGCGGGUAGAAGUAGAAGAUGGUUUAAAUGUUGCGCCUGUUUUGCGUUUCGAUCUAAUCAAACGAUUGUGACGAGUGAGGAACGAAUCCGGCCGUCGUUCACGACUGAGCUACAAGGCCGUUAA
Molecule: messenger RNA, 189 nt
Organism: Prunus armeniaca (apricot)
Lineage: Eukaryota; Viridiplantae; Streptophyta; Magnoliopsida; Rosales; Rosaceae
Source: the annotation of a GenBank genome assembly